AUGCGCUCGGAGGCCCUGCGCGCGCAGGCGCAGGGCAGCCUCGACCAGCUCCAGGGCGCCGCCCAGGCGCAGGGCAGCCUCGACCAGCUCCAGGGCGCCGCCCAGGCCUCGGCCGGCAGCGGUGCGCGCGUCGUGCCCGGCGCGGCGGACCCUCCCCUGGACGCCGGCAUCAAGCUAUCCUACCCGUCCUACCCCUUCUUCGGCUCCGUCGUGACGGUGGGCGAGGAUCAGGAGCCCGCGUCCUCCUCGCAGUACAGCCAGCCGGUGUCUUCGGGGUACCCCAGCACCUACCACAGCCAGCCUGCGGCGUACCCGAGCUAUGCGCCGCGCGCGGCGCCGGCGCCGCCGCCAGUGGCGGUCUCGGCAGGAGCGCCCCACUACGGAGGCGGAUAUGGGAGGUAG
Molecule: messenger RNA, 402 nt
Organism: Prorocentrum cordatum
Lineage: Eukaryota; Dinophyceae; Prorocentrales; Prorocentraceae
Source: the annotation of a GenBank genome assembly